UCAAAAAUCGAUUCGAUGUACAAUACUUCAAUUGUGAGGAUUUGACAACUGCUUGUAAAUAGCAUUUGAUAUUCUUUUUGCAGUCAAUAUAUAGUGUGUUUAAAUUUUAAAUUAUUAGCGUCAUCCCUAUAUAAUUUGGGUUUUAAAAAGAAUAUAGCAAGGGACGAACAAUAUCUACAAAUGCAUAGAAACUAACGCCAAACAACAAAUUUCGGCAAUCAAAUCUAUUGUAAAGAAGAGAAAAUAGCACUGAUGAUUGGCUCCGGGUUCUUACGGUUCUUGCUGAGCAUGUUAGCUAUACCAUUCUACGAUGAGGAUGAAACUGGUUUAAUAAUUGGAAUAGACCUGGGAACAACGUAUUCAUGUGUUGGUGUUUUCAAAGAUGGACAAGUUGUAAUCAUCCCAAACGAACAAGGAAAUCUAAUAACUCCAUCUUACGUUGCUUUCAACACCAACGGCGAACGAUUAAUUGGGGAUUCCGCAAAAAUGCAAGUUACAUCCAACCCAAAUAACACCAUUUUUGACGUCAAACGAUUUAUUGGGCGGGAUUGGGAAGAUCUACUAGUUCAAAAUUAUAUAAAGUAUUACCCAUUUAAGAUCAUAAAAAAGAACAACAAGCCAUAUGUCCAGGUUUCAAUUGGUAAAAAAGAAAGAGUGUUUGCCCCAGAAGAAAUAUCGGCCAUGGUGUUAGGCAAAAUGAAAGAAUUAGCCGAAGAUUACUUACAAACCGAUGUUAAUAAGGCAGUUAUCACUGUCCCAGCCUACUUUAACCAUGCUCAACGUCAAGCCACAAUAGAUGCCGCAACGAUAGCAGGCUUAGAUGUCCAACGACUAAUAAAAAAACCAACAGCGGCUGCCAUUGCUUACGGGUUACACAAAGACGAUGGAGAAAAGACUGUGCUGGUAUUUAGUUUAGGAGGAAGUAACGUUGAUGUUUCUUUGUUGACAAUUGAGAAAGAGUUGAUAGAAGUGGUAGCUACCAGCGGUAAAACUCACCUAGGAGGAGAAGAUUUUGAUAAACGAGUUAUGAAUUACUUGAUUGAAAAGCAUAGGAAAAAUACCGGCAUAAAUAUCAGAUAUAAUACUCACGCCAUGCAAAAGUUACGACGAGAGGUAGAGAGGGCCAAAAGAACACUUUCCUACCAACAUGAAACAAGAAUAGAAAUCGAAGCCGUUGAAAACAGAGAAGUCUCCUCAUACACACUUACCAGAGCCAUGUUUGAGAAACUUAACAUGGAUUUGUUUCAAUCAACUUUACACCCUAUAAAACUGGUUUUAAGAGAUAGUUGGAUGAAUGUAUCUGACGUUGAUGAACUCAUUCUAGUAGGAGGAUCCACCCGCAUUCCCAAAAUACAGCAGCUUGUCCAAGAGUUCUUUGAUGGAAAGGAACCACGUCAUGAUUUUAAACUAGAUGAGUCAGUAGCAUAUGGGGCGGCGGUGCAGGGGGCGUUACUAAGUGGGGAUGACAAAGUCAGUUACGUACAAGUAAUAGAUGUUACUCCCAUAACUUUGGGGAUAAAAACAGAGGAUGGGACCAUGAAAACAAUUUUUCCACGCAAUUCGGUGAUUCCUAACAUAAAAUAUGACACAUAUCAGACGAAGGCCGACUAUCAGACAUCUGGUGUUAUUGAGGUAUACGAAGGAGAAAUGUCUUUGGCGAAAGAAAACCAACUCCUGGGAACAUUUACUAUGACCGACCUUCGUUCGUUUCCAAAAAUGGUGGUCAUGAUGAACGUUACAUUCAGAAUUGAUGCUAACGGUAUUUUCACCAUGACACCAAUACACAAAUUUGAAAAGACUAGGAUCAAAAUUAAAAUCGAUAGGAAAAGGAUUUCUCAAGAGAAAAUUUACAGAAUGAUAAAAGACGCAGAAACAUUUGCCAGCGAAGACAAACGACUGAAAAAAAUAGCUGAUGCGAAAAACGAUCUUGAAUAUUUCUCUUAUUCACUAAAAUUUCAGAUAAGUGGUAAGGGACAGUUGAAUGAAAAAUUAAGUGAAGAUGACAAGAAAGUAAUCCAAGAGGCUGUGGAAUCCACGAUUGGCUGGAUUGAAUCCAAUCCUGAUGCCAAUCUUGAUGAUUUCGUAGGUAUGAAAUUCAAAUUGCAAAACACAGUUCAACCAAUCAUCAACAGACAUUACCAGGAAAGCAUAGAUUCUAAAUCAAAAGACCAAAUGGAGCUGUGAUAGGCAAUUUGAUGAGUGUCGUUGACACGUUUCUUUAUCAAUACUAGUAUACAAUUCUGGACAACUCAGUAUUUUAUAGAAGUAUUCGGUCGCCAUAUUAGUUCGAUCGCUUAUCUAUCGUUUAUUUUAAAGAUUUGAGCUAAAUUUUGUGGUAAUAUGACUUGAAAAAUAAAAUAAAUGAUACAAUAAAUAAAAGAAAUAAGAGGGGCGGUCCUCAGUAUAUUCUUUGAAAGAACUUCCAAGAUAUCUGCAUUAUCAUGCACAGAUAGUGCUGUCUUACUACGCGUGCAUAUCAACUCGUGUGUCGUUUAUACAAAUGCACAUCAUCUUGCAAUUAUUAUUGUAGGCACAGUUACUACUAUGACAUAAUAAAUAAGCAAGAGUAAACUCAAGUAACUAACAACGGAUAGACGUUUUGAUCAGUUUGUUGAAAAAUAACCACUCCGUGUUUUUUUAAGUCUAUGCUAUCAUUGUACCAUCUACAAUGUAUGGUUUGCGCAUGUCCGAUGAUAUAACAGUACGACACAGGGAAACGGUCUAUAAUGGUCGAGGAUUUUCGAGACAUAUGUGCCUGGAUUUCAAUCCGUUUUGUUUCGUCUUAAAGUUUGAUUGGACAUUCAUAACCUUACAUGGAAUACUAGUAGUUGUCUUUUAUUUUUUCAAAAUGCAUUUCUACAAAUCCUUUCAUCCAAUAACACGUGUUCCUUUGAAUAUAAUACCUAAUAAUGAAUGAUGA
Messenger RNA from Magallana angulata, 2920 nucleotides. Its product is annotated as endoplasmic reticulum chaperone BiP-like. Bases 253 to 2184 code for a protein of 643 amino acids. Gene Ontology annotation, molecular function: heat shock protein binding; ATP binding; ATP-dependent protein folding chaperone. Gene Ontology annotation, cellular component: nucleus; endoplasmic reticulum lumen; membrane. NCBI's taxonomy places the organism in Eukaryota, Metazoa, Mollusca, Bivalvia, Ostreida, Ostreidae. Gene Ontology annotation, biological process: protein refolding; cellular response to unfolded protein; endoplasmic reticulum unfolded protein response. The record is from RefSeq and is a predicted model, not a curated record. The transcript is spliced from 7 exons.